AUGAUCAUCUACCAGGACCUCACCAGGCACAAAGAGGUGUUCUGCCACAUCUACAACAUCUGGGAGAUGACAGUCAGAUUGUGCCUGGAGGGGAAGAUGGUCAGUAGGACAGAGGGUAACAUGGAUGACUCACUCAGUGGUGGAAAUGCCUCCGCUGAGGACCCCAAGGGCACAGUAAUCACUGGUGUUGGUAUUGUCAUGAACCAUCAUUUGCAGGAAACUAGCUUCACAAAAGAAGCCUACAGGAAGUACAUCAAAGAUUACAUGAAAUCAGUCAAAGGGAAAUUUGAAGAGUCAAGACCAGAAAGAGUAAAGCCUUUUGUGACAGGGGCUGCAGAACAAAGUAAGCAUGACCUUGCUAAUUUCAAACAUUACCAGCUCUUUAUAGGUGAAAACAUGAAUCCAGAUGUCAUGGUUGUUCCACAGGACUGUGGUUGA
Molecule: messenger RNA, 438 nt
Organism: Artibeus jamaicensis (Jamaican fruit-eating bat)
Lineage: Eukaryota; Metazoa; Chordata; Mammalia; Chiroptera; Phyllostomidae
Product: translationally-controlled tumor protein-like
Exons: 2
Coding region: 1-438 (145 amino acids)
Cellular component (GO): cytoplasm
Molecular function (GO): calcium ion binding
Source: RefSeq, a predicted model, not a curated record